UUCGCCUGUGCUACUUCAUGCCAAACAUUCACUUUCUAUACAACGCAUUCUCUUUUCCGUCUCGGAACCACCGAUCUCGACUCGUCUUACGUCGUGAACGAGCCUCCUGCAGCCGUUUUAACUUCAGUCUCCAUGAUGCCCCUCCUUCCAGACGUUGCCAGUUUCUUGGCCACCAGGUCUAGUACUGGUAGCCAUUCACAGUCUGUGUAUGCAAGCACUUCGUUCGAUCCUCUCCCUACGGAUCUUCGAAAUGGAAUGGUGGUCAUGGGUACAAUAGGACUUAUAUCGGUCACUACCACACUUACUUUAUUUGGUUUCAUUACCUACCGCAUGAUUUACUGGCGAAGAUUUUACGAGCAUCCUAUUGCAACGAACCAGAUCUUCGUCUUGAUUUACAACCUUCUUCUCGCAGACUUCCAGCAAGCACUCUCCUUCCUCUUAGCGUUUCACUGGAUCUCUCAAGACAAGCUGGUGGGACCGAGCGCCGCUUGUUUUGCCCAGGGCUGGUUAAUACAGAUCGGAGAUCUCAGUUCUGGACUCUGGGUUCUGGCAAUUGCCAUCCACACAUUCAUCAAUAUCGUUGUCAAGAAGCAAAUCCCACUGGGAGCUUUUUUCACAGCUGUGGCGGGGAUCUGGGUGUUUGCCAUAACCUUGACGCUUAUCGGGCCAGCCUCGCAUGGAAUCAGCUUCUUUGUUCCUGCAGGAGCUUGGUGUUGGAUCGGCGAUGAGCAUGAGGAAGAUCGUCUUACUCUCCACUAUGUGGUUCCAAAUGCCCCCAACCAAAUCGCUUCGACUGAUCGCAGUAAUGAAUUCGCCAAAGGGCAUAAAGCAUUGACCACAACCACUGUUGUCAGCCAAGCUGUUCGCGACCCCUUCGCUGUUUCACGCAAUAGAAUCAUGCGGACAGCCGGCUAUAUGGUCGUCUACCCCUGUGCAUACGUGGCAUUGACACUCCCGCUUGCUGUCGGCCGAGUAUCAGCAAUGGCCCACAAGAACCCAUCCCUCACUUUCUACUGUGUAGCAGGGGUUCUCAUGGCAGCAUGUGGUGCUGUCGAUGUCGCGCUCUAUAUUUACACUCGAAAGUCGUUGCUGAAGACCAGUAUCGGGAUGAGGGGAAACACACAACAAGCCGGCAAUCGCCUCACCAAAAUCCAGACUCCCAAUUUACGGACCAGAUUCCCUGGCGAUGGAAAUGGUAGAAUGGAUGGCCACUCAAAACUGGACUCGGAGGAUGGUGAUGAACCGGCAAGAGAUGGGGUAAUUGUGGUGUCGCAGUCUAUUACCAUGAGCGAGGAAUCGUUCGGAGCUUCUGAUGGACUUUAUGGUCGGGCUGGCAAGCCUAAGACCGAGUCGAUGAAAAGCCUUGUUUUGAGAAAGGAUGAUAGGAACAGUGAUAAAUCAUAA
Molecule: messenger RNA, 1404 nt
Organism: Lachnellula hyalina
Lineage: Eukaryota; Fungi; Ascomycota; Leotiomycetes; Helotiales; Lachnaceae
Exons: 3
Biological process (GO): adenylate cyclase-activating G protein-coupled receptor signaling pathway
Cellular component (GO): plasma membrane
Molecular function (GO): G protein-coupled receptor activity
Source: RefSeq, a predicted model, not a curated record